AUGGAGAAGCCAGCCGCACUUUCCCAUCCUUGGAUAGUACCUCAAAAUCGAGGGAAUGGUUUUGGAUAUGAAGAGCCGAUUCGCCCUAUUAAUAUUCAACGACCAUUCGAGUCUGAUAUGAGCAAUGCACGUGGAUUAGACAUGAACGCGCCAAGACCCCAGUUCGUACCGCAUUUCCUGCCACACUUUGGUCUACCACUUCCCGAAUUUGAUUAUCGCUUGAAUGACUUUCAUACAGCUAACCUCAUUGGCGCUUAUAGCAUGAGCCAACGUGCCAACCUACCACCACCGGCAUUUAACAAUUCCGCGUUUUCGUUUGCGGCGACACGUCAUCUCGCACAAUCCGGACAAGCGGGAGCGGUUAACCAACCUCCGUUGAAUCCUCCGGUGCUAACCCCGAACAACCCACAGCCAACACAUCCACCACAACAGCAGCAACAGCAACAAUUACUACAACCACCGCCACUGUUACAGAAAGAGCCGCAUCAAUCAAAUUGCAAUGAAGUCACUACAACAAAUAGUGAACGACUUCAAGAGAAACCGAACCAUCCGAACCAUCUACAAUCACAGUUCCCAUUUGGCGCAAAACGAUUUGACGAGAAACCCGCACAAUUCCCAAUGACAAAGGCUGAUCAAGUCAACCAGUCAUUCACAAAGUCAUUUCUAGAUCGAAGCAUGUUCGACAAGCCAUUUCCCCCGAAUCGGCUUAGUGAGGAUGUUAUAUUUUCAUCGCAAACUUUUGGAAACGGACAGUUGCCGGUCGAAAUGUCUUCCUCAAACUUUCUAAAACAAGAAAUUCAAUCGGUAUGCCUUUCCACUCACGCAAAUGGUCUGCAUUUCGGAGCUCGAACUUGUGCUGCUUGCGCAGCAUUCUUCAGAAGAACGAUUAGCGAUGACAAACGAUACAUCUGCAAAAGGAACCAGCGAUGCACAAACGGAAGCCGCGAAGGCAACGGCUACAGGAAAAUAUGCCGAAGUUGUCGAAUGAAGCGGUGCCUUGAAGUUGGAAUGCAACCAGAAAACCUGCAGCUGAAACGGAACAAGCAGAAUGAGACACCGACAAGAAAGACAUUCGAAUUCUUCCCAGCCUUCUAUCCAAAUAUACAACAUAAUAUUCAUGCUAAUAUACAACCGAACCUUCAAUCGAAUCUUCAAGCUAAUUUCCAGAGAAACAUUCAAACAAGUCUUCCACCAAACCUUCAACCGAGUAUCCCGACAAACCUUCAACCCAAUAUUCAAGCAAAUCUCACAACAAGCGUUCAAAACAAUAUUCAGCCGAAUAUCCAGCAAACUGUCUGA
Molecule: messenger RNA, 1299 nt
Organism: Caenorhabditis bovis
Lineage: Eukaryota; Metazoa; Nematoda; Chromadorea; Rhabditida; Rhabditidae
Source: the annotation of a GenBank genome assembly